UCAUACGGCAGCAAAUCGGGGCCCGAAAUAUGAAAGCUCAGCGAAGCACAUGUUGUCGUGCGAAUUGAAUCAAGGCGGCCAUACGCGUCGACCGAUAACCCCUUGUCGCAUCACCUCUCUCUGAACGUUUUUUCCUUGCUUUGGCUGCACAAUGGCCGGACGCUAGAAGUCCAGACUCCAGAGUGGUCUUCUGGUCGGUCUCGCUCCAUGACCUGAAUCCGAAGCUACCUCACGUACUUUUCCCUAAACACCUGGACCACACCAACGGCACACGCAUCGCACUUAUCAACCCCACAAUGUCGUCUACCCGCACCUCAUACAUGGCAGACUUAGGACUGUCGUCCUCAAUAUCCUCGUUGUCGUCCUCGGCAGCAUCGCGGCCCGGCCACUCGUCCUCACACAUAUCCAAAACAUAUCGCCAAGCCUCGACACUGUUUCUCACGCGUCGCUUGCCCGAGGCGCUGUCUACCGUCCUACCACUGGUCACGCCGCCAGAGUCUGACGAUCCCGAAGCUCCCUUUGAGCCCGCCCCGGUAGCCAGAGCCUCGCGGUCUUCUAGGAUCAAAGUAUGGAGCCUAUACCUGACAGUUCUAAACGCAAUUCUCGAGCUGGACACGGACGAGGGCAAGGAUACGUUUGGGACGCAGGAAUGGCGAGCUCUCUGCCACAAAGUGCGCGAGGGCGAGGUUUGGGAGGAGGUAGUCCGCAAUGGCUACCACGGCGUUGAGGGGGAUGUGGAUGCAGAUGUAGUCAUUAACCUAGCCACCCUACUCCUCGCCCACGCCAAAACCCAGACCGUCAACCAACAGCGCCUAGAGAACUACCUAGCCUCAGCCCGCACCCCGAACCUCGACAACAUUUCAGACCGUUUCCCCCCUCCAACAGCCAGCAGCACCGGUGCCCCGCACCAAAACCCCAAACGCCACCGCUCGCACUCCUCCUCUUCCCGCACCGGCCGCCGCGGUCACGCCGCCGCCGCUGCCAGUGGCGCCGACACGCCGCGCGACCUCAACGCGCGGGUCAAGCUGCUGGAGCUGUACACGCUGCACGUGCUGCCGCGCAACGGGGAGUGGGAGUACGCGCGCGAGUUUGUGAGCGCGAGCCCCGUGCUGGACGAGGAGCGGCGCGAGGCGUUCCUGCAGGCGCUGCAGGGCCUGCACGAGGAGCAGCUCGCGGCGGCGCGCCGCGACGAGGAGGAGCGCCGCCGCCAGGAGGAGGCCAUACGCCGCGACGUCGAGCAGGCCAGGCGGUUGAGGGCUGAGAACGAGGCGCGCGAGCGCAGGCGGUUGGAGGAGGAACGUGGACGAAGGGCGGAGGGGGAAGGGGGAAGGGAAAAGGGGGUGGUUACGGAAGGGGACUUUGGUGUUGAGAUCACGCCUACGUCGUCUACGCCGCCGCCGCCUAGAUCGGAUGACUCGGUGCGCUCGGAUGUGGGCAAAGCUGGGAGGAGGCCGUUGCCGGGAGUCGGGACAAGGGGAACAGGGGCGAGGAGGGGAGGGGUGACAGCUGGUUCGGGCGGGAAUGCCGUGACUGCGCCGACGCUCAUGAACAGGGCAUCGAUGGUCUUGGCAAAUCUCCGCUCACUGGUGGACGAGAUGUCGGUGGCGUUCCGGACGAACCCGUACGUGCUAUAUCGGACGCUCGCGUUUAUCGUUGGGCUGCUGCUCUUGUUGAGGCGCAAGCGCAUCCGCGAGAGAAUCGCGAGGAUCCUUGCUGUGAGCUGGGCCAAGGUCAAGGCCACCGCCGGUAUGGGAACCAAGGUUACUUAUAUAUAG
Molecule: messenger RNA, 1775 nt
Organism: Canariomyces notabilis
Lineage: Eukaryota; Fungi; Ascomycota; Sordariomycetes; Sordariales; Chaetomiaceae
Exons: 3
Coding region: 297-1775 (492 amino acids)
Source: RefSeq, a predicted model, not a curated record